This is a messenger RNA of Achroia grisella, 2436 nucleotides long. It is a transcript of the gene drd, whose product is annotated as nose resistant to fluoxetine protein 6-like. NCBI's taxonomy places the organism in Eukaryota, Metazoa, Arthropoda, Insecta, Lepidoptera, Pyralidae. The coding region runs from base 29 to 2107 and encodes 692 amino acids. Gene Ontology annotation, molecular function: acyltransferase activity, transferring groups other than amino-acyl groups. The record is from RefSeq and is a predicted model, not a curated record. The transcript is spliced from 12 exons.
UGCGCGCAACUUCAUUGAGUCGAGCAUCAUGGUUAGGCGCGCAUGGUUGCUGCUCCUCUGCGCAGCCCUAGCUGCUGCACGCGAGUGCAUCGAACUCACGUUAUCUGAUAAAAGUAUUCUCACAGAAAGCCUAUUCAAUGGGACUAUAAUUAAAUUAACCCUUAACGACACAAUCGAAGACACCCCACGGUACAAUAUCCUGGAUAUAUGGGACAGGUUCCCGAGAAUUGUGGUGCCGAAGAAUGGGACCAGCGAACAGUGCCGCCGUGACAGCCAGCGCUAUGUUGACAGCUUGGAAAAAUUGGAGUUGUGGGCGUUGAAAAUGUUUGAUGCAACUGCAAAACCUCCAUCGGGCAUACUGAGCGGGAACGGCAAUCAGUACGGAGAUUUCGACGAAUGUCUAAGUGUAGAUGGAUCUGUGCGUGGUAAAUACUGCCUCGCCUCGCUCGAAAUUAGUUUCAAUGACUUGAAGUACAACCACAUAGAUUCGCUCAUACACAGUGGACAUUACAUACGAAGUAAUGUUACAGACAUGGGUCACCGCGUUCCGAGAUAUUCGAGUUUACUGUGGGGUGUCUGCAUCCCGAGUUCCUGCAGCAGUUUCGACCUGGAAGAGGAGCUUUCUCAAAGAUUAGCCGACCUUGGUAUGACUGUCAAGGUUCAUAACACUAUGUGCACUGUGAAGAAUAGAAAUAGACCAUACUCAUUCGGCAAGACACUAUCGAUUACAUUCUUCCUAGCAGUAAUUCUUUUACUGAGCUUGGGAACGAUGCUCGACGAUGGAAAAGAAGGGACUACAAAUUUCGAAAAGUUGCUCAAUGCUUUUUCAUUAAAACGCAAUUUUAAAAAAGUAUUCGAUCUAUCGGACGCCCCAACUAGAGUCAAAGGUGUCGACGCAUUUAGAGGUAUCAAUGCCUUUGCCCUGCUCAUCGCCCAUAAAUCUAUGGCAAUGGCGCACAACCCUUAUGUCAACAAGGUCGAGUACUCUGCGGUGUUCGGCAUGCCGUGGGCUGUUAUUGGUCGUUCUGCGAUAUUGUAUACAGACAGCUUUCUUUACUUGAGUGGAUUUCUGAACGCUCACAAUCUAUUGCAAGAUCUCGAGAGAAAAGGGACGAUAGAUGUGAAAAACAGACUAAUUGGUAGAUGGUUUCGGCUAUUCCCCUUGUUCCUUAGUCUGAUGUUGUUCUGUACGUACAUUUUGCCUGAUGUCAACAAUGGACCCCAAUGGAACCUGGUGGUGGAAGAACAUAGUAGGGUUUGCGAGAAGACCAUGUGGAAAAGUUUCCUCUUCAUUCACAAUUACUUUGGAUUCGAAGAAAUGUGUCUCACCCAUACCCAUCAGCUGGGUAUGGACAUGCAGCUGUACGUGGCGACCUUACCUCUAAUGCUGGUGCUGGUCAGGUCGCGUACCCUUGGUCUGUCAUUGAUCCUCGCCGUCGCGGUAGCCUCCACAGUCUUAAGAUAUCUUGCCGUACAUUGGUAUCAAAUCAGCAUGUUCGUGUACUAUGGCAUUUCAGUACAGAAAUUGUUAGACGCAGCAAGGUACUCCUACAUACUGCCCACACACCGCGCUACGAUAUACCUCAUAGGUGUAGCUAUGGCGUACUUUAUGCGCACUAAGAAGCUCAAUUUUGUUUUGAGUAACACUCAAGUGAGGUUAUUGUGGGCGGCGUGCUUCGCCCUAGCCGCGUUUACAAUUGUCAGCCCCUACGAGAUGGGGCUGGAGGGCUACCAGUACGAACCAGAGCAGGCCGCAUCAUUCGCCACCUACUCACCGAUCCUCUGGGGACUGUUCAUGUGUAUGGCGCAUUGGGCCAUUUGUAAUAAUUAUGCUGGUCUUGGUACAGCAAUUAUUGAAUUACCUGUGUUCAAGUUCUUCAACAAGAUUUCAUACGGUGUAUACUUGACCCAGUUCCCCAUUUUCUUCUACAAUGUCGGAGUACAGAGACAUGCUGAAUAUUAUUCACCGAUACUUCUGGUUCACGCCCCAGAGAUGUUAAGCAUCUUAGUGAUAUCAAUAUUGACGACUGUAGCUAUUGAGAUGCCAUUCAAUCAAGUCUACAGGAUAUAUUUUGGAAAAUCGCAGAAUAAAUUAAAGGACAAAUAGAAGUGGAAUGUCAAUGACUAGAUUAAGUUUUAGACUAAUGUGUACAUAUUUAUAACAUUAAGCCAGACAUCACGUAUUCACGUAAUUAGCAUGUAGAUGAUUUUGACUAUUUUUAUACCUGAUGAUUACUAUAAUGUAGAAUAGAUUAAGUUAUUUGAAUGAAAUAAAGCAGGGUUUAGUACUAUAUUUAUUGACUUCGUUUACAUUUUCGCAUAUACUUCGACCUGAAUAGGAUCUUAUUGAACUUGAAUUAUUAAAAUUAUGCUAAAACUAAACUUAACCACAGUGUAAGUUGAAUACCAUUUGAUAUAUAAUAAUAAUACAAAUUC